Messenger RNA from Tricharina praecox, 834 nucleotides. RefSeq lists its product as uncharacterized. The record is from RefSeq and is a predicted model, not a curated record. NCBI's taxonomy places the organism in Eukaryota, Fungi, Ascomycota, Pezizomycetes, Pezizales, Pyronemataceae. The coding region runs from base 1 to 834 and encodes 277 amino acids. The transcript has 20 exons.
AUGUCUCAAAAGCUUGGUGAUAUAUACCAAAGCGUGUACCUGAGCAUGUACCUGCCUUUGUACUACUACCGGUAUAACUACCGGUACUACCGGUACUACCGAAUAACCAAAUGCGUGCGCUCGAUGGACGUGAACCCCAGUGUCCGGUUGGCUGGGGAUGUCGCCAUAUAUCAUACUAGGUGGAGCUACCUACACUACCGGUGGCGACUCGGCGCGAGGUGCGAGAUAUACCAGGCCCUCAGAGUCCCAGACAAGGCUGCGUCGAUCCCGGCCGCUACUCUAGAUACAGUACUCUACGGUACUCUACGAGUCUGCGUAGUCCAAAAAAACAACCCUACCGGCAGAUGUAUCCGCCGCCCACAGGCUAGCAAUCUACGGAACGUCGUCGUCGUGUCGUCGAGUGCAGAAUUUAGGCUCCCCUCCAGAGUGGAGAAGUCGAGUCGGUACCUGGUAUAUGGUGGUGGUGGUGGUGGUUGCGAGAGCGUGGUCGGGCGUGUUGCUAUUGAUCCGUACCGAGGCCAGUACGACUCGGGAAAAGUCGACGGACGGGAGCACGGGAGGAGGGUACAGUACUUCGGUGGCGUGGGCGUGGGCGUCGCCGUCGCUGUCGCCGACCCGUGCGUUUUCUCAGCCACGCGAAGGUCGAAGCCGCGCUUCGAGAACCGACCGAGCGAGGAUGUGCUAUUCCGCAAAUACGAUGGUGGCCGGAGAAGGUGGGGUGGACACUGGAAAGUGCAUCGGGAUGGGAAGUGCAGGAUUCGCGAGAUUAUGCCCGUUCCGAAGGAUCCAUCCGCCGUGGCCGGCCCGGCUUCGACCGAACCGAUCGAAGACUGA